UCCACUCACCAGGGCACCUCUUGUUUAAGUGCAUGAAAAGGAAGCAAAGAAUAUUUGAAGAAACAUUUACAAACAUUUCUGAUAAUCUUUUGUUCUGUUUAUUUUAAAUUUUUUCUCUUAGACCAUGCAUGCAACAGAAACUGGAAGCUAUUAGCUGCCUGGAAUUCUUUAAGUCAUCCAUUACUGAAGAUCCAAAGGUGAACGUAAUCCAGGACAAAAAAUAUGGCCAACUGUGAUAAGAAGAAAUGGGACCCAUUUGAUACCUCUCAGAAAAGGGAUUUUAUCAGCAGACCCCUUUCACCGAUUACAGUUUUACGGCCAUCUACAGCUAAGGCGUACAGAAAUCAAUACGCUUUGGCCGAUCCCAUUGGUAUGACCGCAUACAGUGAAGACUUUUGCUGGAAACCUCCAUCUAAGCCUGACUGUAUCCGGACCGGGACAGCCUCUGGCAACAGGAGAAACAACCCGCACCCAAGCCAGGGUUUUAUGGUAUGGAGGCAUCCUCCUGGACUGAAACUUUGCGAAAAAACCCUACCUGAGGACGAUGUCAAAAACGCUCUAUCUGCACAGUACAAAUCAACAUACAGUAGGGACUUUUUGGGCAUCCCCCAAGGGAUCAUGAUGAACCAUACAGCGCUAGACAGGAAGAACAUUUCUGAGGUCCCUAGGUGGAUUCAAACUGAGAUGAGAUACAACUAUCGUAAGCCUGUUCAAAGACCUGAAUUUCGGGAAAAAACAUCACGCCGUGAGGCCUCAAAGGGCAUAAUCCCUACAGUAAUUCCAAAGCAUAUCACUAACCAGGAAAUCACGAAGCCCUUAACCACAUAUGACAAACAUUUCAGUGGUAAAUCCACAGACUUUGCUUCAGUGCUCAGUUCUCUCCAGCGUGAGGAACUCCAGCAAUUCUACAAGCAGUUACCUGAAAAGGAAAAAUUGGUGAUGCAAAAGUUUUUGGCAACAAACCAAAGAGCUCCUGGUCAAGGCAAGAAAAUAAUGGAGCCAGUGGCAUUCACGCAACCUCCUGCAGUGCUAGAUAGGAUAUCCGUCUGGCCUGGGCCUCUGUGACCUAUUCCCAUAAUGUGUAUGUGUGGGCAAGAAAAGUAAUAAAUUCCUUAUAUUGCAAUAAAUCGUUCUGUUCAAAUAGAUGCUAAGACUGAACAUCAAAUAUUAAACCACAAAUACAUACUAUACUUGCCCAGUAGUAGAUCACAUAACUGUGCUAACCAGUUCUGUACAUCCAUACUGUUCUGAUGUUGAUUAAUAUUCCAUAACAGCUGCUUUGGCAGGUUUGUGUUAAUGUACAAUAUUCCACACAAAAGUAUUUAUAUAAAAAUGUGCAAUUAUUGUUAUUGUGAAGCUUCUGUGUGGGGU
This is a messenger RNA of Silurus meridionalis, 1371 nucleotides long. Its product is annotated as testis-expressed protein 26-like. Gene Ontology annotation, cellular component: cytoplasm. Lineage: Eukaryota; Metazoa; Chordata; Actinopteri; Siluriformes; Siluridae. The record is from RefSeq and is a predicted model, not a curated record. The transcript is spliced from 7 exons. Bases 223 to 1065 code for a protein of 280 amino acids.